This is a messenger RNA of Nannospalax galili (Upper Galilee mountains blind mole rat), 1502 nucleotides long. RefSeq names its product Kin17 DNA and RNA binding protein (gene Kin). The transcript has 13 exons. Gene Ontology annotation, molecular function: double-stranded DNA binding. The record is from RefSeq and is a predicted model, not a curated record. Gene Ontology annotation, biological process: DNA damage response; DNA replication. NCBI's taxonomy places the organism in Eukaryota, Metazoa, Chordata, Mammalia, Rodentia, Spalacidae. Gene Ontology annotation, cellular component: nucleus. The coding region runs from base 69 to 1247 and encodes 392 amino acids.
UCCGGUCCAGUUCCACUUCCGGCUGGCGGAACUAGUUGCCCCGGAGGGUAGUCGCUCGCUCGGUCGCCAUGGGGAAGUCCGACUUUCUUACCCCUAAGGCCAUCGCCAACAGGAUCAAGUCCAAAGGGCUCCAGAAGCUGCGCUGGUAUUGCCAGAUGUGCCAGAAGCAGUGCCGAGACGAGAAUGGCUUCAAGUGUCAUUGUAUGUCUGAAUCUCAUCAGAGACAAUUAUUGCUGGCUUCAGAAAAUCCUCAGCAGUUUAUGGAUUAUUUUUCAGAGGAAUUCCGAAAUGACUUUCUAGAACUUCUCAGGAGACGCUUUGGCACCAAGAGAGUGCACAACAACAUUGUGUACAAUGAGUACAUCAGCCACCGAGAGCACAUCCACAUGAACGCCACCCAGUGGGAAACGCUGACGGAGUUUACCAAGUGGCUGGGCAGAGAGGGCUUGUGUAAAGUAGAUGAGACACCAAAAGGCUGGUACAUUCAGUACAUAGACAGAGACCCAGAAACUAUUCGCCGACAACUAGAAUUGGAAAAAAAGAAGAAACAAGACCUGGAUGAUGAAGAGAAAACUGCCAAAUUUAUUGAGGAACAAGUGAGAAGAGGUCUGGAAGGGAAAGAGCAGGAGACCCCUGUUUUUACAGAAUUGAGCAGAGAAAAUGAUGAAGAGAAAGUUACAUUUAAUCUGAAUAAAGGAGCGUGUAGCUCAGCAGGAGCAACGGCUUCUAAGUCCAGUUCUUUGGGACCAAGUGCACUGAAGACUCUAGGGAGCACAGCAUCAGCAAAGCGAAAAGAAUCUUCACAGGGCUCAGCCCCAUCUAAAGAAAAGAAGAAGAAGUCCGCACUGGAUGAGAUCAUGGAGAUCGAAGAAGAAAAGAAAAGAACUGCUCGGACAGACUACUGGCUACAGCCUGAAAUUGUUGUGAAAAUUAUAACCAAAAAGCUUGGAGAAAAAUAUCAUAAGAAAAAGGGUGUUGUUAAGGAAGUAAUUGACAAGUACACAGCUGUUGUAAAGAUGAUCGAUUCUGGAGACAGGCUGAAACUUGACCAGACUCACUUAGAGACAGUAAUUCCAGCACCAGGAAAAAGAAUUCUAGUUUUAAAUGGAGGCUACAGAGGAAAUGAAGGAACCCUGGAAUCCAUCAAUGAGAAGACUUUCUCAGCUACUAUAGUUAUUGAAAGUGGACCUUUAAAAGGACGCAGAGUUGAAGGAAUUCAGUAUGAAGACAUAUCUAAACUUGCCUGAGUUUGAAAAUUUUUAACAACACAUCGAAACCCUAAAGCAUCAAAUUGAUGUUUGCCAAGGCGCUCUGAGACUCUACUGUGUUAGGGUAUUUAUUUUGUAUAAAAAGGAUCUAUUUAAAUAUUACUGUACAGUUCAACUAAACUUACAGAAAAAUCUAAUUAUGUUUCCUGAAAUAUCAGAACUUUGUAAUUUUAACUGUUUUUCCCCCUUUGUAACAAUCCUCUGAUGGGUUUUUAUCAUUAAAGAAUGGUGUUA